AUGAAAAAUUCAUACAGUUCAGAAAUGUUUAAUAUGUCAAACAAUCUAUUGAAAGAAAUCAUACACUACAUUGCAGCACCAUUAACAUAUUCUAUAAACCUGUGUCUCAUAGAAGGGGUUUUUCCUGAUGCUCUCAAACUAUCCAAGGUGACUCCUGUCUUUAAGAAGGCACUAGGAAAAGUCUUUGAAGGCAUAAUAUAUCAGCAGAUGUAUGAGUACCUAGAACUAAAUGAUAUGUUAAGUGCAUCUCAGUUUGCUUACAGAAAAGGAAGAUCAGUUAUACAUGCCAUAGAGCUCUUAGUCACAGACAUUUUAGUAGCAUUCGAGGACCAUGCUCAGACACAGGAAACAGGUGGUGAGUUCAGGAAGUCAUCUGUCAAACACACUCGAGGCUCAACAUGGAGUGCCGCAGGGAUCUAA
Schistocerca americana (American grasshopper) is the source of this 420-nucleotide messenger RNA. RefSeq lists its product as uncharacterized. NCBI's taxonomy places the organism in Eukaryota, Metazoa, Arthropoda, Insecta, Orthoptera, Acrididae. The coding region runs from base 1 to 420 and encodes 139 amino acids. The transcript has 3 exons. The record is from RefSeq and is a predicted model, not a curated record.